Aegilops tauschii subsp. strangulata is the source of this 471-nucleotide messenger RNA. Lineage: Eukaryota; Viridiplantae; Streptophyta; Magnoliopsida; Poales; Poaceae. The record is from RefSeq and is a predicted model, not a curated record.
AUGGGCCUCACGAGAACCCUGUCUCCGUGUUUCCCCUCCCCACCACCAGCGCCGAGCUCACCCCAAGAGUGGGCGCAGGGGGGGCAAGCGCUGCCCAGGGUUGGAGAUGCGGCUGCUGCGGCGCCAACACCGCUCGAGGCUCCCGAGGCGCCAUCCCCUGGGGCUCACGACCCCUGCCCUGAGGUGACGGUUGAGGGGGCGACUCGAUCCACUGCUCCUAAGGCCGAAGCCCCCGAGGCCCCGACAGGUCACCAUGAGGCGGAGCCCGAGGGCUCCCCUCAGCCCAACACUCCCGAGGUCGUCCCCUCAGGAGCCUCACCAGCCGCGCCAAGCGCUGGUGGCCGCGUCCAAGGGUUCAGCCAGCUCCGCCUGGACUUCGAUGCGCUCCGCAAGAGGAAGGGGUCUCCAAGCUGCAGUGGUGAUGCCCUCCGGCCAUUGAAGCAGAGGAAGUAUAUUGCCGUGGACGAGUGA